Molecule: messenger RNA, 4095 nt
Organism: Psylliodes chrysocephalus
Lineage: Eukaryota; Metazoa; Arthropoda; Insecta; Coleoptera; Chrysomelidae
Source: the annotation of a GenBank genome assembly
UUUUUAUUUUAAGAAUAAGGAAUCAACUUCAAGUACUUCAAGAGUUUUUUUAAGACUUCGAUCCUGAUGGGUGCAUUCUAAUAAAAGAAUAACUGGCAUAAGAUCCCGAGAAUGAAAUAUAUUAAAGUCGCUGAAGACCAGCUCAUUUUUUAGUAAGAUAAUUAUGAUCUUCUAAUUUAAAAUUGAUCAUUAUUUUGAUGGUUGGCUACGUCCGUCUUCUAACUAAUCCAAAUUAAAUGUAAAUUAUCUGUGAUAACUUAGGAUGUGAUGGAGGUUAUGAGUUGAUGCACAAAUUGCAUUUUACAAUUUAAAAUUUAUUACUGGUCUCAUUUUUUUUUAAAAUGGAUAAACUAGAUCAGAAACAGAAAAGUUCAAAACGACAUAGCGGAACUGAUGCGCAUAGUAAUCGUCACAAUGUUAAUUCUAGUUCAGGGGUUUUAAUGGUGGGCCCCAAUUAUAGAGUUGGAAAAAAGAUUGGUUGUGGCAACUUUGGAGAAUUAAGAUUAGGAAAAAACUUGUAUAAUAACGAACAUGUUGCUAUUAAAAUGGAACCUAUGAAAUCUAAAGCACCACAGCUACAUUUAGAAUACAGGUUUUACAAACUAUUAGGUAGUCACGAAGGGAUACCGGAUGUUUAUUACUUUGGCCCUUGCGGAAAGUAUAACGCUUUAGUAAUGGAAUUACUAGGUCCUAGUUUGGAAGACUUAUUCGAUAUGUGCGAUCGCAAAUUUACUUUAAAGACUGUUCUGAUGAUCGCAAUACAAUUGCUGCAUCGCGUCGAGUUUGUCCACUCCAGACACCUUAUUUAUAGAGAUAUUAAACCAGAAAACUUCCUCAUCGGAAGAACCGCUACUAAGAAAGAAAAAGUUAUUCACAUAAUAGAUUUCGGAUUAGCAAAGGAAUAUAUCGAGUUGGAAACAAAUAAACACAUACCUUUUAGAGAACAUAAAUCACUGACUGGAACCGCUAGGUACAUGUCAAUAAACACCCAUUUAGGAAAAGAGCAAUCGAGGCGAGACGACCUCGAAGCCCUUGGACAUAUGUUUAUGUAUUUUUUAAGGGGAUCGCUACCUUGGCAAGGUUUGAAAGCGGAUACUUUGAAAGAAAGAUACCAAAAGAUAGCAGAUACGAAACGCGCUACACCAAUUUUCGUUCUAUGCGAUGGUCACCCAGAAGAGAUGGCAGCAUAUUUAAGAUAUGUGCGACAAUUAGACUUUUUCGAAACUCCAGAUUAUGAAUACUUGAGGAAGCUAUUCAUUUCUUUGUUCAAUAAAAAAGGAUAUGUCGAUGAUGGAGAAUUCGAUUGGUCGGGGAAAACGAUAGUUACUCCUGUAGGUUCCCUGCAAUCUAACACUCAUGAUAGAGUUGUUUCGUAUAACAUGGACAGACAAGUGCAUAAAACUAAUAAAACUAGUGGUUGGGCUGAUACUUCGAAACAAAAUACUUUCGGAAAUCUUACACCAGCAGAUCGACACGGAUCCGUACAGGUCGUGAGUUCCACUAACGGAGAACUGAACGCGGACGAUCCCACAGCUGGUCACAGUAAUACACCCAUUACACAACCACCAGACGUUGAAAUUGUAGAUGAAACUAAGUGUUGUGGAUUUUUCAAGAGGAAGAAGAAAAAAAGCACCCGUUCUAAAUGACUACAGUAUAGUGAAACGGAUCAGCAGCUAGUACUACUGUCGUCUAGACGCAGUGCUACCUUGAACUGAGGUUUGUGACAAGACCAAUGUCAAAUUGUUAAUUAUCUAUUAUAUGAAUUAUAGGAUAGUCCUGAUUAAAUAUAAAAAUUACUACCUGCGAUAUCUCUUCAAAGUUUUGUCGGAGCCUUACGUACAUUUUGAAUGAAAAUGACCAAUUUACCGAAUAUUUUAAGUUGGAAUUAAUUUUUAAUAACAAAAUAUUGAAGCUGAAGUUGGUCAUUUUUUUUUAAAUUGAAUUGUACUUCCCAUUUAAUUAUUUCACAUAUCCAGGACCUGGUAAUAGACUAGCCGGUAUUGACAGAUUGUUUGCAAUGUUUUUUUAAUAUAUGCAGCUUUUAAGUUAUAAUAUUAUAGGUUUUUAACAUGCUUUAACCAGUUAUCUAAGAGUGCUCGCAUGUAGCGGCGUCACCAAGAAAAUUUGAUUUUGAAUUAAAAAUGGAUUAGUAAAUGCAUGCAUAUUGUUUUUUGUUAAAAUUAGAAAAAAAUUGUGUAGGAAGCCCCGAAAUUAUUAAUUGAACAGGUAAAAAAGAGUAGGUAUUGAAGAAUAACACAGGGGAACAGCUGUUUUGAUGUUGAAGUUUUUUGAGCUGAUUCUAUAUCAAUUUGGUGUCCUGAAUUCAAAUAACGUAUUCAUUUUUACCUAGGAGCUCGAAUUUUUAAGAUAUACAAUUUUAGAGAAAUAUUUUAACUCAAAUCCGUAAGUGUAGUAAACAAAAGUAGAUACAAAAUACAAUAUUAUGUCGUACUUACAAACAAAAAAAACAUUGAAGAAAUCAAAUAGUCACUCAACACUUCGAAAGCUUCUUUUCCGCGACAUUCUUGAAUGUUUUAAACAGUUCCUUUUUAAACUCUAGCUGUAAUCUGCCAUCAUGUGCAUGUCCCAUCUUUCUUGGUAGCGGUCCUCCAUAACUUUAAUAUGGUGAAAUCUUUCACCUUGCUCCUUACUUAUGUCUCCUAAAUUUUCUGGAAAACGAUCUAAGUGGUUGUGUAAAUAGUGUAUUUUAAUACUCAUAUUACACCCUAAUGAUUUGAAACUAUUAAGCAUCUUGUUAACCAUUUCAACAUAGUUUUGAGCUUUAUGUUUGCCUAGAAAAUUUUCUACAACUGCAAGCUUCUCGUUUAACUUGAUUCAUUGAAUUUAUGAAGGCAGGAUCCUUAAAUAAUUGUCUUAUCUGUGGGCCAUCAAAUAUCCCUGCUUUGAGUUUUUCUGUGCUCAGCUGAUGCAUUUUUACUCCUAUAUAUGCAAAACAUGACCCAUUCUUAUCAAGAGCCUUUACAAAUUGCUUCAUUAAGUCCAACUUUAUAUGUAACGGAGGAAGUAUGAUUUUUUCUCUUUCAACCAAAAAAUUUGGAAGUGUUUAAAAUAUUUGCAUACGCUAAAAAAGAUUCGAUACACUUUAGACAAUUAACAAACGUAUGCUAUUUUGUUUUUCGUAAACUUGCUGAUAAAAUAUCACCGAUUUAGCGACUUGCAUACGAUUCCGACGUGUACAACGAUAAAAAAAUGGACGAAACAAAAUUAGAAAUAACGUUGAACAAUUAUUAAACGAAUACUAUUUGGGAUAGUGAUAAAUUACGUAAGAAUAUUCAUUUGCAUACAAUUCCGGUUUAUACGACGUUGUAUACUUAUGAUAUUAGACAUUCCAAACAAAAUGGCUGUCCGUUAGAAAUAACAGGCCACUGACAGGCAUGUAAUAUGGCAACAUUGUAAGCCUGGUAGUUUGAUAGGGUCAAUGACAUAGACAGUUAUACAGAUUGAUCAUGCAUGGUUUUAAAAAUAAACUUAAGUAAAAAUUUAGGCAAUUAUUAUUCUCAAAUACUCAAAGGCUGAAAAUUGGUUUUAAAACACAUUUUUGCUAAACCGAUUCAAAUUAGCCAGGCAAUAUGACCACUCCCAAGCGACUCGCUUUAAGCACUCUAUAUAACUAUAUAGGUAUCAUUGACUCUGUUAAUGACAACAGGCCCAUAAGGUUGCCAUAUCUAAACUGUCAGAACCCACUGGUAGCCAUUUGGACAGGUCGUUGAAAUGCCUAAUUCGUAGAUUUUGUAUGAUUUCAUCAAUGACAUAUAUAAUUUAUAUAGACUGCUCAUCCAUACGUAAAUAGGACGAUGAAAUGCGGGUCAAACUGGGAGGUGUUUUCUCUUUGUCUACAAGCUAAUAUUCCCAUGAUAAAAAAUACGACCUUCUUUUAUAGGGGGCCCUAAAAAAAUUUCGUAUCUCCAAUAGUUUAAAAGUUUUAUCAACUUUUAAGUCAACAAAUGGAUCAGCUGCUGCAACUUUGAUAGUACGUAUAUUUUCAAAGUUUAAUAAAAAAUGGAAUAAAAUUUUUUCCGUAAUUUUAAUGCACUAAGUCGUUUUUGAAAUUUUUAUUUCUAUCAGAAAAAAAAA